Molecule: messenger RNA, 1734 nt
Organism: Rotaria sordida
Lineage: Eukaryota; Metazoa; Rotifera; Eurotatoria; Philodinida; Philodinidae
Source: the annotation of a GenBank genome assembly
AUGACACCACUCGAUUGGUUAAAUGUAUCGAAAACUGGAACAUUUAUUCAACAUACAUUCGGUGCAUUGCCAUUAAUUGGCUCGUUGAAUGAUGCCGGUGUCUUAUCAGUCACUUCAAAAAGUUCAAGUUCAAAAUCAUGUACAUUACCAUCAUUAACAUCAACGAAACAUUCUCGAUUAUCUACACCAUCACUUUCUUCAAGUGAUGGAAAAGGUAAACGUCCAUUAUCAUUUUCUCCAAUGUCUGAUAAUUUAUUAAUGCAUACACAACAACAACAAUCAAUAGAAAUGAAUCUUAUUUCAAAUGUUCAACAUUCGAAUCAUCUUCCAUCUAGAAUUCUUACCCCAUUAAUUGAACCUAAUGAAAUUCAAUGUCAAUGGUUGGGUUGUGAUCUUUUAUUUUCAACACCAAUGCAAUUAACAGAACAUAUUCGAUCUGUUCAUAUUAAUCGAACUGAUUCUCGUACAUGGUUAUGUCAAUGGCCAUCAUGUACACGUAAUCGAAUGCCAUUUAAAUCACUUUAUUCAUUAUUUCUUCACUUACGAACACAUACACAAGAUCGACCAUAUCAAUGUUCACAUAUUGGUUGUACAAAAACAUUUACACGUGCAGAAUAUCUGCGUUUACAUGAACGUUCACAUACAGGCGAAAAACCAUAUCCAUGUGAAUAUGCUGAUUGUUCAAAAGCAUUUAGUAAUCCAUCGGAUCGAACAAAACAUAUUAAACGAACACAUUUAAAUAAAAAAGAAUAUAUAUGUCAAAUUCAAGGUUGUAGUAAAUCUUAUACAGAUCCAAGUUCAUUAAGAAAACAUGUUAAAAAUAUUCAUGGUGAAGAUGCAUUUCGACAAAAAAAACAUAAACGUACAGAUAAUAAUAAUGAUAAUAAACAAUUUGAAGAAACAAAGAAAAAUAUUUCAAAUACAAUAUUAAUUUCAAAUUUAAAUUAUCCAAAUGGAUUAAAUAAUCAAUCGAAUAUUCUUAUGGAAAAUAAUGAUGAUGAUGAUGAAGAUGUUAUUGUUGAUCAAGGAGUUUCAUUAAAUGUUGAUAUAUUAGGAGAUACCUUAGGAGGAUUAUCAGUCAGCACUUCAACUGCUUUACCUGUUCAUCGAGCAUCGAAGACAAAUUCUUUAAAACAAAUUGCAAAAAAAGCUGUUCUACCAGCUAUACAUAUAACAGGAGUUUGUGAAACAGAUGGAGACGAAACAUCAUCAAAUAAAGGACAACAACAUCAAGUUGCAUUUCGUUCAGUUUAUAAUCAUCGUAUAAGUGCUCAUUCUGGUAGUACUGCAUAUAGUAGUAUGAGAAGUGAUUCAAUGAAUGUUGAUAGUGCUCUUUUUCUUCCAAGUAAUCAUUCAAGUAUGAUUUCUUUGGCUCAACAUCCAAGUGCAUCACCAUAUGAAUAUGAUUGUAUAUCAAAUGAUAAUAUCAAAUAUGAAACACGAAGUAAUAAUGCAUUAACAAUUCCAUCUAUUCAAACUUCUUAUAGUCCUCUUCGAUGUUCAAAUGGAAGUUCAGAACAACUUCUUACAUUACCACGUGUAAAUUCAACAACAAGUCAUUUAAGUUCAAUAUUAACUAAUGAAUUAUCACCAUCGAGUAGUUUUUGUGUUAGUACAUUAUCAGGUGAUAUUCAACAACCAACAAUAUUAAAUUCGAAUCCAAAAAUGACACAUUUACUUUAUUUUCUUCAAACACUUGAAUAUAAUCAACAUUUAGAUAAUGAAGAUAUUUAA